Phyllotreta striolata is the source of this 1332-nucleotide messenger RNA. The record is from the annotation of a GenBank genome assembly. NCBI's taxonomy places the organism in Eukaryota, Metazoa, Arthropoda, Insecta, Coleoptera, Chrysomelidae.
AUGUUGAUUACAUCGAGUGACAACAAUUUGCCCUAUUACAAAGGGCACAAGUAUGACUCAAUUUUCGAUUUACACGAAAAAGAAAAAAUGCACGGGGCGAAACGGGUGCUAGUCUUCUGCCUGAUGACAGCAGUCCUUCCAACCAUCCUCACGAUAAUUCCCCUAUAUCUUCGACAUGUAGUCUUCGCAGACGUUGUUACACCCGUAGCGGAAUCCGAUAUACUAUCGCUACAAGAAGGAAUAUCCUCAAUUUUUUGCAAAUCCCUUUCCCUAAAAAUGAACUCCACCUUCAACGCUUUCCAACUCCAAGGCAAACCCACCAAGAGCGAGAAAUUGAAGCACAUCAGGCUGAAGAAAUCCAUGACAUUACCCGACGAUACUCUAGAGUACUGGGGAUUUUAUUUGCUCAAAGGCUCCGUGGUGCAAUUGAAGGUCUGCUCUCGUUACGAUGGCGGUCGAAUUCUAGUAGUGAGAGGAGAGAAGAAUCUGGACACCUGCAAUUUGAUGAAACACGAAAGAUACGGCGCCCGAAUGGACGCCGAAUUCAUCGGCGUUAAAGUCUACGAAGAAACCGAAAGUAUCCUCGAUAGCGAAAAUUCCGCCAAAGAAAUCGAAACCACCGACACCAAACCAACCAUCGAUGCAUCCAUCAAAAAAUCGAAACAUAAGAAACACAUCAACUACAACAACACCAACAUCCGCCACCACCAUAAAAAACACACCGAAGACCUAGAAGCGCUAAAAAAAUCACUAGAAAACAAUCCAAGCAACCUUCUAGACCGCUUGAAGCGGAGCAUAUCCCCGUUGGACUCGCACAUAAAGCACGGCGGCAACGCCAUGAACCUCACGCAGCUCGACGACGGCGUCUCCAGCUUCGAAACCAACCUGCUCACCUGCUACGACGGCAAAAUCCUGCUGUCGCGCAGCUUCCAGCCGAGCAAAGUCUGCAACAGCAUCGCCUACUUGUACCAAAGCAAUCACAUAUUCACCGAGCACUCGGUCGCCUCCGACGGGUACUACUAUUACAUCUUCUACUCGGACAACGACUUCGUCAGGAACGACAUCCACGCCGUUUUCGAUAUCUACAAGCCGACGUACGGGUACAGGAACAGCGACAGCGUGAGGGAGUGCGUGAACAGGACGUCCUGCAGGUUCCCGUUGGAUUUGAUCGGGGACGAAACGGUGAUCGUGGAGGUGCCGACUAGAGAUGGGAUCGAGCAUGAAGAUGAUGAUAUUACUCUGCUUACCAGCACUUGUCAUCCGAGGACCGAGGUUUAUGUUGUUUUUCCGGUGCUGGUGCUCGUUUUGAUUAUGGGUUGCGCUUUUUUGUAA